AUGUCGUCGUGGGAAAGCUUGGAGAAUACUACGACGGCUCCACUUGAUUCGUUUAACCUCGAGACGGUUGUGGCAUUCGGGGAAUCCGAGUGCAUCGCAACGUCGGUCGAGCACGGUGGUGUUCCUCCUCGUGGACCGGUAACUGUCAGUCUCAGCACGGUGCCGAGAGCCUGGCCUUAUGACCCCAAUUAUACGGAGCCCGAAACCAGGGGUUCUCAUAGAUCUGCGAACCUGGAAGACGGUCGCAACCGGUUGGUAGGCGAUAGUUAUUAUCAAGGAGCGGAGGCCCGGGAAAGAGGCGUUCGACAUGACCUGCAGGUUGCAAGGGAUCUCCACAGCCAUGCAUGUCCUGCAGCAAUGGUGGAUGGAGAUGUGCUUCGUCUCUCAAGCGACGAACUAACCGCCAUCUCUCGACCUCUCCUCUCCCUCUGCAGCGAACGACCAGGACAGUCGAACAGAAAACAUCGCCAAUAUCAAUCCUGCGCCGUGAGAAGCAAUCACUCCGUUGACCCGUCCCUCGACCUGACGGCGAAUUGGGGCUCUUUUGCUUUUUCUGGGGCCAGAAAUAGCUCGCGCAGUGUCUGCUCAGCCUUUCCAGUUCAUCCUCGUAAAAGAACUUGUCGUCCUGCGAGCAUCCGGUCGGGUAACCGCUGCAAGCACGGCUCCAACGAAGCUGCUGCUCGCCUGCGGUCGAGUGUUCUUCUGCAGGUCCUCCCGGGCUUGUUGGUCGUCUUCCGCGAACCUCCACACCUCACCUCUUCGCCUGCUCCAUCCCCAGACAUCGUUCAACCUCUCUCCGCCUCUUCCUCCCGCAGAUGUUCGGCUUAUUACGCUGCGAUGAAUCGAGUCCUUGAACCACCUUCGAGAAACCCUUUCACAAGGCCGGUGGAGAUGUCGACAGAACCCAGAACCAUCCCUGUCCUUUCCGCGUCCAUUUCGCCCUCCGAUCCGGGCCCCGGUGACCCCAUGGACGUUAGCCCGCCCGCUUCCGCCACCAUGGGGCCGCCGUCCCAAAGCAGUCCUGAAAUCGACCAUGGGCCGGGGAGUCAUACCAAUGGGAAUACAGGGGACUCUGCCUCGUCACAGAACCCUGCUGGGCAACCGACCGGCGCUGCAGCAGCCGCACAACAGCCAAAGGUUGUACAAACGGCUUUCAUACACAAGCUCUACAGCUCAAACGAGAGUUUCGUCAUGUCCCCGUCGUCGGACUUCUCAAAGGUUCUUGCGUAUGUGACCCUCCUAGAUCCUUCAGAAUCCAAUGGACCAAUAGUGCUGAAGCAUUCCGCUCAUACUAGUCAAUAUUUCAAACACACCAAUAUUUCUUCCUUCGUUAGGCAGUUGAACAUGUAUGGGUUUCACAAAGUGAGUGAUGUUUUCCAUACUGGAUCGCCAGAUUCACCGAUGUGGGAGUUUCGACAUGGAAAUGGAAAUUUCAGAAAGGGGGACCUCUCGGGUCUACGCGAAAUCAAAAGGCGUGCGUCAAGGCAUGCACUGAUACAUCGCGAUUCAUUUUCAACACACAAGAACAACAAUGCCUCCCAGCCGGGAACUCCCGCGGAAGCUGUUCCAGAGGCUCCAGAUAGAAUGGCCAAUCUUGAACAUUCCCUUUAUGAAGUUCACUCACGCUUGUCUCGUAUGGAAGAUCAGCACGCUUUAUUGAGCUCAAGAUGUCAGGCGCUUACGGAGAGCUUGAUCCGCUGCCAUCAGUGGGCGAACUCUAUGUCCCAUUUCAUCACGUCACUUGUCCCUGACUCAGACAAUGUCAUUCAUCGAGAAGCUGUCAAUAUGCAGCGAGAAGUGGCUCGACAGCUUGAUGUUGUUCGGGCGCUAGAAUUGCCCAACGAUAUGUAUAUGCCGGGACAACAACCUUAUUUCGCAAAUUUGACCGUCGAUACUGGUCCUCCUCUAUCGCCUCGCCAAGUCGCGCAAGAUUCUCGGAGAACUUCAAUAGCUCGCCCGCCUAUGCCCCCUCAUAUUUCUAUCUCUCCUCAUCGCUACGGGUCCAUGGGCGGUCCAAAUAACGCUCCUAACUAUAACAGACCCCAAGCCGCUCCCCAGCCUCCUCCACCGCAUCCACCCCAUCCAUUAUCCGUUUCUUCACCACCUGGCGCAAACCUGGGAAGGCGCCAUACUUCGGCAGAUAUUCGACAACUUGCUUGGCCACAUCUGUUUUUGCGCCCUACUGAAUCCCUUCCUGCGACUAGACGAUCAAGUAUGGCUAGUAAUGUUCAUUCCCUUCUCAACCCAGCAGAAACUCGGGAACGGGCCGAGGAAGAGGAAGCGGCGGCGAUUGAAGAUCGCAAACGUCAACGGCUGCAAUGA
Uncinocarpus reesii 1704 is the source of this 2322-nucleotide messenger RNA. RefSeq lists its product as uncharacterized. The transcript has 10 exons. Gene Ontology annotation, molecular function: DNA-binding transcription factor activity; sequence-specific DNA binding. The record is from RefSeq and is a predicted model, not a curated record. Bases 1 to 2322 code for a protein of 773 amino acids. Gene Ontology annotation, biological process: regulation of DNA-templated transcription. Lineage: Eukaryota; Fungi; Ascomycota; Eurotiomycetes; Onygenales; Onygenaceae.